Zalophus californianus (California sea lion) is the source of this 4839-nucleotide messenger RNA. RefSeq names its product thrombomodulin (gene THBD). Gene Ontology annotation, molecular function: transmembrane signaling receptor activity; calcium ion binding. The transcript has a single exon. Gene Ontology annotation, cellular component: membrane. The coding region runs from base 987 to 2990 and encodes 667 amino acids. Lineage: Eukaryota; Metazoa; Chordata; Mammalia; Carnivora; Otariidae. The record is from RefSeq and is a predicted model, not a curated record.
UCCCCACCCCGUCCAUCCGCAGGACCGCCCUUCUGCAACGCGAGUGGCAUUUAUGUGCACCUUUCUAUCACUCUGAUCUCUCAGCCAAAUUCAAAAAUCCUUAACUGUCCCGAGCCAGAUUCGCUUGGAGCCCGCGAGGGCUCCCGUGCUCCCCUUUUGGGGUGUGAGAUGGACUGUCCCUCUGUGAAGCUGGACAAAAACAGACCAAACAGGCUAGGGCGCUCCCCACCACGCCCGCCCCAACAGGGCUCGGCAGGAAUUCGCCUGCCGCUGCUUCUGAAGGGUGACAAGACCUUGGAGCCCUGACAGUGUCCUCGAGACUUUCCCACGCGACGAGAUGACGUCUGGCCAGACAGCUCCUGCUCAGGGACCCGUGGGUCCUUGCUUGUGCGCGGAGGGCGCCAGUAUUAGGCCAGUUCUUCCCCCUCCCCCCAUCCUCGCGCCAGCCACACCCUUUGUCCUCUGGGGCCGAGCGCACCCAGGUCUCCCGCUCUAGGCGCCGGGGCCCAGGGCGGGGUCCAGUUCUCUACUCGCUACUGCUUCUUUGGGGAAGUCCACGCCCUUGGCAGCCCCUCCCCAAAUCCUCUUCUUGGCGGGGCCUCCCCCUAGAGCCCGGCAGGUCUUGGGCACCACCUCCCCACCCCCCAUUUAAAGCCCUCCUCUCUCGUCUCUACUUCCCAGAGUUCUGCAAUCAAGACUUCCCUUGAAAUCGGUGGUAACAAUACAUUUAUAAGAAAAAGAAAGAGGGCCGAGAGAUUAGGAGGGGCUGCGGAUUAAGCCCCUUUUACGACUGCGAGCCUGAGGGCCCUAGUGGCGGGGGCGGACACUGUGUCUUGCUGAUAGAGGUGCUGUCCUCCCGCGGCGCCUGCGCUUGGCGGUCCCGCCCGGGGACCUCCCAGCGCCCCGGCUGGGUUUACUCAUCCCGGCGAGGUGAUCCCAGGCGCGAGGGCGGGCACAAGGCGUCCGGAGAACCCAGUAAUCCGAGAAUGCAGCAUCAGCCCUUCCCACCAGGCACUUCCUUCCUUUUCCCGAACGUCCAGGAGGGAGGGCCGCGCACUUAUAAACCAGGGCCCGGGCCCGCCGGCAUGUCAGAUGCUGCUUCGCCAGGGCUGCGCGCCGCGGCUGGACACGUCUGGGCUGGGACCAACGCAAACGGCUGUCGCCAGCGGCGCCCUGCGCCUCUCAGCCCCCGCCGGGCUUGGGCCCCGUCGCGGCGCUUGCGCUCUUCCCCGCGCCUGCACGCGGCGUGCCGGGACAGCAUGCUCCGGGUCCUGCUCCUCGGCGUGCUGGCCCCCGCGGGUCUGGGGCUCCCUGCGCCCCCAGAGCCUCAGCCACGCGGCAGCCAGUGCGUCGAGCACGACUGCUUCGAGCUCUUCCGGGGCCCCGCGACCUUCCUCGCCGCCAGCCAGGCCUGCGAGGGGUUGGGGGGCCACCUGAUGACCGUGCGCUCCUCAGUGGCGGCUGAUGUCAUCUCCCUGCUCCUGAGCGGCGACAGCGGCGACAGCCCGCGCCUCUGGAUCGGCCUGCAGCUCCAGGCCGGCUGCAGCGACCAGGGGCAACUCGGGCCCUUGCGCGGCUUCCAGUGGGUUACCGGCGACGACCGCACCAGCUACAGCAGGUGGGCGCGGCUCCACGUCGACCCGGCGCCACUCUGCGGUCCCCUGUGCGUCGCAGUCUCGGAAGCCGGGGCCCUAGCACCCGGCGAGCCGGCCUGGGAGGAGCAGCAGUGCACUGCAGAGGCCGAUGGUUUCCUCUGCGAGUUCCACUUCGCAGCCUCCUGCAGACCCCUGCUGGUGGAGUCUGGCGCCGUGGCGGCCGCCGGUGUAACCAUCACCUAUAGCACCCCGUUCGGGGCCCGCGGCGCGGACUUCCAGGCGCUGCCGGUGGGUAGCUCCGCCGCUGUAGCGCCCUUGGGAGUGGAGCUGGUGUGCGCGGAGCUGCCAGGAGAGGCCGAGGGGCGCUGGGACCGGGAUGCGCCUGGCGCCUGGGACUGCAGCGUGGAGAACGGCGGCUGCCAGCACACUUGCAACGCGAGCGCCGAGACGUCGCACUGCCUCUGCCCCGCGGACGCCUACCUGCAGGAAGACGGGCGCUUCUGCGUCGCAUUAGCGGAUCACUUGUGCCACAAACUCUGCGAGCAUUUUUGCAUUCCCAACAGCUACGUGCCCGGCUCCUACUCGUGCAUGUGCGAGACGGGCUACCGGUUGGCUGCCGACCAGCACCGGUGCGAGGACGUGGACGACUGUAUCCAAGUGCCCAGUCCGUGCCCGCAGCGAUGUGUUAAUACGCGGGGCGCCUUCGAAUGCCUCUGCAACUCUGGCUUCGAGCUGGUAGACAACGAGUGCGUGGAGUCAGUGGACCCGUGCUUCGGGAGUAAGUGCGAGUACCAGUGCCAGCCCGUGGGUCAAACUGACUUUCGCUGCAUCUGCGCCGAGGGCUUCGCACCCAGCCCUCACGACCCACACAGGUGCCAGAUGUUCUGCAACCAGACUGCAUGCCCAGCUGACUGCGAUCCCAACAGCCCAACUUCCUGCCAGUGCCCCGAGGGCUACAUUCUGGACGACGGCUUCAUAUGCACGGACAUCGACGAGUGUGAAAAUGGAGACUGCCCCGAGGCCUGCCGCAACCUCCCAGGCACCUACGAGUGCAUCUACGGGCCUGACUCGCCCUUCGCCGGCCAGGAUGCCACCGACUGUGACCCCAAGUUGAUCAUUGACGGCGACGGCGACAGCGGCUCUGGGGAGCCCCCAGUCACCCCGACUCCGGGGGCCACCUCGGGCCCCCCACCUGUAGGGCCCUUGCAUUCUGGAGUGCUCAUCGGCAUCUCCAUCGCCAGCCUGUCUCUGGUCGUGGCGCUUUUGGCGCUCCUGUGUCAUCUGCGCAAGAAGCAAGGCGCCACCAGGGCGGAGUUGGAGUACAAGUGUGGCGCCCCAGCCAAGGAGGUGGUGCUGCAGCACGUGCGAACCGAGCAGAUGCCUCAGAAACUCUGAGAGGCCUCCUCCCUGGCCCCUGCUGUUGGCUGGGCCUUCCCUCCCUCCUGUGCCUCUCCCCCUCCCCCAACCUUACUCCCUGGCCACCUAUUCCAAAGCACUUUAGCUGGCAUCAGAACUGGAGAAGAUCAGGCCGCCCUUCUUUUGCUGAUUCCACACUUGGCUGGGGAGUGGGGGUUGGAAGGAGUAUGCGCCCCAGCCACUUCCAUGACAUCAUCGGACAACUAGGCAGAGAUGGCAAUUUAUAGCGAAGACACAGACUACAGAGUGUCCCAUGACCUCACCAAGGGGCAUGAGAGGGGUGGGCCUCCUUGGCUGGAAGCCUUUGGGUCAGACUUUUGAUCCCGUGGACUAGUGAGUGUAAUCAAGGUGUGCAUAAUGACCAAGAUAUUUAUUUUUUAAGUAUUUAGGAUGGCUUUUUUUUCUUUGCUUUUGCUUCUCCCCCCCACCUGUAUAUCUCCAGUACCCACUUUGUAUCCCUCCCUCCCUCCCUCCCCUUCCCUAUCUGUAUAUUUAUAUAUUUCUACUCUUCAGGUUGCAGUUAAACCAUCUUGGUGGUUUUCCCAGCACUCUCACAUUGCUGAAGCCAGGCCCCAGUUACCUUCGUUGUUCCUCCCAAUUUUCCCCUCCUUGGAGCUCAGCCAACCCACCUGGAAUGUCCCUACCUGGCCACCCUCCUUCUGUUCUUCCAUGUCUGCCUGGGCAAAGCUCCUAUGUGAAAUAGAAUCAAAAACACUACAAUCAAGGUUGGUUGGGAAUUUAUUUGCUCUUGAACCAGGCUUGCUAAUUUAUCCUGAAAUUUCAGCUUCCAGAGUAAUAGCAUUUUAACAAAAGUUAAGAUGUGAGAGGCAUUCAUUGAACUAAUGUUGCUGGACUGUCAUAGAAAUUCAACCCAAGGAGUUUUUUUAUUUCUAUUUUUUAAACAAUGAGCCUGGGUUUUAUUGUUGUCAUUUUCGUUUGAACUGAAAGAUCUUUAUUGUUGUUAAGCUUCUUAUGCCUGUUUCUUUUUCCCAUUAUUAUAAUUAUUGUUGUUGUUAUAACUGGUUAUUUUUGAUAAUGUUGAAAAUGUUCUCAUGAUUGCUCUAGAUUGAGACAGGAAUGAAGUUCCUCCCAGGGGACAGUUUAAGAAAGUUCUGAGCUGCACAAUUCAUGCCAGUUACCAUUUUGAAUCUUACUCUUCUUGUAAUGUGUGCUCCAAAAUAAAACCAGUUCUGCUGGGUCUUGGGGGAUUUGGGAACUUGGGGAUGAAGCCUGGAGGAUGCCCAAUUAGGGCCUCACCUUGAUUAGGCCAAUGGGAAUUUCUCCCACUUCAGAGGGGCCCUCCACCCCUGGCCACUUAGAACAUGAUCCCUGCACAAGAAGUGGGAGCUGCCCCUGGCAGCCAGUUAGAAAUGCAGAAACUCCGGCUGCACAAGAAUCUAUAUUUUAACAAGAUCUGCAGGGGUCUGCCCAGUAUAGCUUGAGAAGAACUGUUUCAAACAGCUUCCAACUUUCUGGAAUACAUUAAAUAUGGAUCAGUUAUAAGCAGCAGGCCAAGUCCAGGCCUAUAUUCUCAAGAAACUGAGGAAUUUUCUAUUUAUAGCUUUGCUUUCUGAUAGAAAAGACUAGGUACACACCUUUAGACAUUGCUACACAGGGUUGUUGGUUCAACUAAGCUAGGAAUGAAUCGUAUUUCACUGUAUGGGAAAAUGUAUCAUACAAGAGUAUCUUUUGUAAAACAAAUGUUUUCCUCUAUUUUGUAAACUCAGCACAUUUGUACAUAGUUAUUUAUUUAUUGGAGAUAAACUAGAACACAGGCAAAACUCUUGCUUAUGACAUCACAUGUAGAAAAUAAACAAAUAACAGAGUG